UACAAGAGGAAAGGAUACCAAACACCCUUCCAAGCCUAAGAGAGAACCACUUCUCUCUCUAACCCAAUUCCAAAACUGAAUAACAAGAUACCCCUAAUGUUCACUAAUCCCUUCUAACUAACUACCUAAUAGGUGAGUACCUAUCAUUAAUUGAUCCAGGAUAUUGCUCUUGCAGGACAUGCCCCCACCCACCCGAUUAGGCUCGGUCUUGCAAUCAACUUUUCUGUGUUCUAUUAUGAAAUCCUUAACUCAGCCAGAUCGUGCUUGUAAUCUUGCGAAGCAGGAAUGUUGUAGAAAAAAUAAAGAAAAUCAUAGCAAGCAAGUGAUUCCACACACAGGGGGUUCUGAAGCUAAUUCAAGAAGAAGGCAUGAGAUAAGACUGGUCUACAAAUCAAGCACCAACUCAAUCAUCGCAUACCGCAGAAGCUUUGCUGUAGAGGGGAGGAUGAGGUCGCAGGUUGCGGUUGGUGAAGAAGAAGCUUGGCUUUUAUGGUGGUGCAGGUUGGUAAUUUUAGGUGUUUGAAGAAAAAUGGUGGUGAGAGAAAAGGUGUUGAUGGAGGUGCUUCAUGGUGGCCAAAGUGGUUUUCCAAGGUUGUUGUCACCAAAGUUUUGUGGGUUUUUAGGCGAAUAUCUAGAAAUUAUUUUGGGUAUGAUACCCGCAUAAAGUGGCUUUGUACAUUAUUGUCAUGUGAUAUUUUAAGUUACAGGUUUCUUAUUUUGCUGAAAAAGACGGAGGAUUUAUUGUUGCAAUUUUAAAAAGUUC
This is a messenger RNA of Lotus japonicus, 763 nucleotides long. RefSeq lists its product as uncharacterized. The transcript is spliced from 3 exons. NCBI's taxonomy places the organism in Eukaryota, Viridiplantae, Streptophyta, Magnoliopsida, Fabales, Fabaceae. Bases 179 to 523 code for a protein of 114 amino acids. The record is from RefSeq and is a predicted model, not a curated record.